CAAAUGGAAACACGGAUUUUCCUUUCUGUGGUCACCAGUCUACCGAAAUUGACAACUCUUGCGCGUUCUUUCUUCUUUCGUCCCUCGUUCGAAUUGAUAAAAUGAGUAAAGUAAAUCGAGAAGGUUUGACCGAGUGCAUACGUGCUGUUCUUCAGCACUCCAAAGACAAGAAACGUAAGUUUCUUGAAACAGUCGAACUCCAAAUCAGCUUGAAAAAUUAUGACCCUCAAAAAGACAAGCGUUUCUCAGGAACUGUGAAAUUGAAACAUAUUCCAAGGCCAAAAAUGAAAGUCUGUAUUUUUGGAGAUGCAUCCCAUUGUGAUGAGGCUAAGGCAAAUGAUCUGCCUUGCAUGGAUGCUGAGCAAUUAAAGAAGCUCAAUAAAAACAAAAAGUUGGUGAAAAAGCUUGCAAAGAAAUAUGAUGCGUUCUUGGCCUCGGAUAGUUUGAUCAAGCAGAUUCCACGUUUAUUGGGACCAGGCCUGAACAAAGCUGGCAAAUUUCCAACUAUGAUCACCCAUAGUGAGAAUAUGGUUCAGAAAGUACAGGAUGUUAAAGCCACAAUCAAAUUUCAAAUGAAGAAGGUUCUUUGUCUUGCAGUUGCCAUAGGUCAUGUUGACAUGACUGAGGAUGAGCUGUAUAACAACACUCUCCUUGCUAUCAACUUCCUAGUGUCACUGCUGAAGAAAAACUGGCAAAAUGUUCGUGCUCUAUAUGUUAAGAGCUCCAUGGGACCUUCUCAACGAUUAUACUAAAUGUAGUUGAAAGGAUUUUGAAUAAAACGAGCAUAUCAUGAA
This is a messenger RNA of Dendronephthya gigantea, 794 nucleotides long. Its product is annotated as 60S ribosomal protein L10a-like. Gene Ontology annotation, biological process: translation. Gene Ontology annotation, molecular function: structural constituent of ribosome; RNA binding. Gene Ontology annotation, cellular component: large ribosomal subunit. Bases 102 to 752 code for a protein of 216 amino acids. The transcript has 5 exons. NCBI's taxonomy places the organism in Eukaryota, Metazoa, Cnidaria, Anthozoa, Malacalcyonacea, Nephtheidae. The record is from RefSeq and is a predicted model, not a curated record.